ACCUACCAUAACGCAGAUUACAACAAAGGGAGACCAACUUUUCUUCUUCGAACGCCUAGGAUCAGCAUGUUCAUCAGUAUUGGGAGAAAGUUCAAUUUAUCAGUCUGUGGGUUCAGUUCGAAAACGCCGGUUAUUCCAGUCGAUUGUCUACUUACUAUUACUCGAGACCAAGUUCAUGUUUUAACUAGUUCGUGCUAAUACAAUACACAUGUGGUGCUAUUUUAUUCGUGCUAAACUAUAAUGAAAUGAUAUUUAUUCGCGGUUUGCCGGUUUAGUUUUUAUUCGAUAUUUUAGAUUUUUUAUGGUGUUUUUUAAGAUAAUUUUAUCUAUGUGUGGUGAUUAAUUGAAAAUGAAUUUCCGGAGACGUAUCGUCGCCUGUGAAGUAUGGAAAAUUGUGGUCACUUCGCUGAUAUACUUUUGCAAUAUAACCAAGUGUUCGAUACCUUGUGAGCUAUCUUAUGGAGGAUGUAAACAGCAACAACAACAGCACCCACAGCAACAUCACUACGUAGCUUCGUAUUUUUCUCAGCCUAUGAUGUAUAACUAUAAACAUACACCACCGACUUUUGUACCUUCACCUCCCGGAAAGAUACCGCAAUGCGCGAGACCUGGACUUACAUUCUGUGAGAAGAUUGACCGAUAUCCUGUUGACUUGAUUUCGACACUUGCUGCCAAAACGAAUUACAAUUUUAAAACUCUGUUCGCCAACGAGGGUUCGACUAGUCGCAAAGUAGAAACUCACACAACACUUCGAUUCAACAAUGAAAAUGCGCAUUAUCCUUUGCCAAAUGGUCAAGUUCACGCCACCUUCAACCCAUUAAAUAAUUUUAAUCAGAGCAGCCAGCAAGAAGGAUACCCCGACCGGCAGUACCCAUUUGACGAAGCAAGCGCUCAUUUAGUGGAUCCAGUGUUAUACUCUUCGUUCCGCGAAUCCAGCCCGUACAACCCUAGCGAUUGGUGGAAAAGAAGUGAAAGAUCGGAUAGUAAAACUGAUGGUAAACGAAAACGAAGACAAAUACCACCAGCUGGAAUAGAACUAUGCCCGACGAGAUCUCAAUUUGUAAUGCCACGAGCCGCAGUCAACGCCCGCGGGGAAUGGAAGUACGUGGUAAACGUCGAUCAGGGUCCUGAAAAAUACACCCAACUGGUCAGAAGUGAAAUCUGCGUGAGCGAAACGUGUAACGGAAUCUGUUCUUUGCCGAAUGGUUAUACAUCCCGUUGCGAACAGAAGUACGUUAUGAAGCGGUUAGUCGCAUUGGAAGGAACAGGUAGUCAUCUCUACACCGAUAUAUUCUGGUUCCCGCAUUGCUGCGUGUGUCAAAUUCAACCCGAUAUUAGAUAAAUUGUACGCAUCGAUCAAGUGCCCAUAUAUUUAAUGAUUUAUUUUUUUUAAAGAUUGUAUUAAUGUAUUUUAUACCUACGUACUAUUUUGUUUUUGUGUACUUGUAUCUUGUAUGCGUCUCAGGCACUAAUAUGACAUUUUUUUUUGUUGUUUAACCUGCCAAUUUUAUAUACUUACCUACCAAUUACCAUUUUGUAUUUAAUUAAUUAGACGAUUUUGUUUUAUAUUUUAAUCGGAUAUUGUAAAAUGAGCUAUUUUAUUUCUACGUGUGUUUGUUUGAUUUUGAUUUUUAAUGUAAAAAUGAACUUUUUUUUAUAAAUAGUAUUUUAAUAUAGCACAACGACCAAUUUAAAAAUUUAAAAUUGAAUAGUUGCCUUAGUUGGUCUUAUGAUAUGUAAUAUUCGACGUAUUUAGUCAAGCAGAUUUGUUUUUUAAUGAGUAAAAAUAUAGACAUCAGACAUCUUGA
This is a messenger RNA of Planococcus citri (citrus mealybug), 1808 nucleotides long. Its product is annotated as protein spaetzle 5-like. The record is from RefSeq and is a predicted model, not a curated record. Gene Ontology annotation, biological process: innate immune response; central nervous system formation. The coding region runs from base 350 to 1342 and encodes 330 amino acids. The transcript has 7 exons. Gene Ontology annotation, molecular function: growth factor activity; Toll binding. Gene Ontology annotation, cellular component: extracellular region. NCBI's taxonomy places the organism in Eukaryota, Metazoa, Arthropoda, Insecta, Hemiptera, Pseudococcidae.